Molecule: messenger RNA, 1260 nt
Organism: Colletotrichum karsti
Lineage: Eukaryota; Fungi; Ascomycota; Sordariomycetes; Glomerellales; Glomerellaceae
Product: PfkB family carbohydrate kinase
Exons: 2
Coding region: 1-1260 (419 amino acids)
Source: RefSeq, a predicted model, not a curated record
AUGUCUGCCAACAUGGCCGGAGAAUAUUCUCAUGUUCCAGGGGGACUUCUCACUGAAGACGAGGUCGCCGGCUUGUCGCCAAUUGACUUUGUGACUUUGGGCAUGUUCAUCAUUGAUGAGAUACAUUUCCUCCCGCCAACGCCGCCCGUGCAAGACAUCCUUGGCGGUGCUGGGUCGUACGGUGCCCUCGGAGCCCGCCUCUUCUCCCCGCCUCCCGAAUCCUCCUCCGUCGGCUGGAUCGUUGACCAGGGUUCUGACUUCCCGCAGGCUCUUACUGACCUCAUCAAUACUUGGGAAACAUCAGUCGUCUUCCGCGAGGAUCCAGACCGCCUUACUACCCGUGGCUGGAAUGGCUACGAAACGGCUGAGAAGCGCGCUUUCAAGUAUACGACGCCCAAGAAGCGCCUUACCGCGGAUGAUCUGACCUCUCACCUGCUACUCGCGAAAUCCUUCCACCUCAUCUGCUCCCCGGCCCGGUGCAGGGACCUUGUGGCCGACAUCACCUCAGCCCGCAAGCGCGUGUGCCCGCCUGACCUCUACAUCAAACCGAUCUUUAUAUGGGAGCCCGUUCCCGAUCUGUGUACCCCUGAUGAGCUCCUCAACUGCACAAACACACUCCCGCUCGUCGACAUCUGCAGCCCGAAUCACUCUGAGCUCGCCGGCUUCAUGGGCGACGACGGUUUGGAGCCUGAAACAGGCGACAUAUCCAAAUCCGCCGUCGAGAGAUCUUGCGAGCAGCUGCUUGCCAGUAUGCCGUUGCAAUCUUUCACUCUUGUCGUGCGCGCGGGAGAUAAGGGCUGCUACGUCGCCCGGAACGGCGGUCGCAAACGCCAGCCAGGACGCUGUGACGGGGUCGGUAUUAAGCGUCGAAAGAAGGAUUACACGAGAGGCGGCCUCCAGCCGGAUACUGACAUGGAGGCACUGUUUGCUGGUCUCCUACAAGACGACGAAGGUGCCGUUGUUAGAGAAGAGAUUGAAAUUGAUGCUGGCACGGAGCAAUGGAUACCAGCCGUUCACCAGGACCGAGCCAAGGUAGUGGAUCCGACUGGCGGCGGCAAUACUUUCCUAGGCGGUCUUGCCGUCGCCCUCGCGAGGGGGAAGAGUGUCGAGGAGGCUGCCGUUUGGGGCAGUGUGGCUGCUUCUUUUGCGAUCGAGCAAGUUGGCGUCCCCACGUUGGGCAAAGAUGAGAAUGGGAACGAGACGUGGAACGGCAUCCGAGUAGAGCACCGGCUUGCCGAGUUCCAGGCUCAACUGCACUAA